AUGAUGGUCCAAUCUAAAUUCGACUUGAUAAUUGUCGGAGCUACACCUGCCGGAAUAGCUGCGGCAAUUGCUGCUGCUCGACUUGGCCGAACCUCUCUAAUUCUUGAACGCACAGCCUAUAUCGGCGGACUUCCUGCCAAUGGUCUAGGAGCUACAGAUAUAGCUACCCGGGGAGCAACUGGAGGGAUUUUCUUAGAAUUCGUGGAGCGGGUUAAGGCUCAUUAUGUCAAGAGCUAUGGCCCAGUCACUGAUCAAGUCAGCGAUUGUGACGAUGGAUAUCACUUUGAGCCUUCAGUUGCGGAAAAUGUUUUCAAUGAAUUAAUUCAAGAAAACCCAGAGAUCACCGUUUUAACAAGGCGACAGUUCGACUUCGAGCCCGACCAUUUGUCUAUCAGAGAUGGCAUUAUCAAGUCCAUUGAGGUGACAAAUUUGCAAACCGGCUUGAAAGAAACACAUUAUGGACAAUUCUUUUUGGAUGCUACAUACGAAGGAGAUCUCAUAGCAGCAGCUGGCGUGCCUUUCUUCGUUGGUCGAGAGGGCAAGGAGGUGUAUGGCGAGCUAGGUGCUGGCCGGGUAUACAAGCUUUGGAGAGGUCCUGAAUGCGAUGGUACCACGAACGCGGGAGACAACGCUAUCCAAGCAUUCAAUUACCGACUUUGCUUGACGAAUGACCCCAAGCUACGUGUGAGGGUUAGCAAACCAUCGAAUUAUAAUAGGAAGGAGUUCUCCUCUCUGGUGCUUGAUGUGACGACAGGCAUUCAUACCGGCGUGGAUGUCUUGAAGCUAUCACCAGAGCAAAUGCAAGAAAAUAUCCGUCGGUCGAAAAUGAAUCUCAAACCAGUGCCGAAUCACCUCAAUGCUAUCCAACGCCUAUCUAGCAUGGUCAAAUUACCAAACAACAAAACCGAUGCGAAUAAUCAGCACUUUGCAUUCAUCUCGACAGAUCUUCCUGAAGAGAACUGGCCGUAUCCUACUUCCAGCUGGGCAUGGCGUGACGCCUUUUGUCAGAGAAUGCGCGAGUACACCGAAGGGUUAUUUUAUUUUGCACAGAACGAUCCAGAACUUCCUCAGUGGUUCCGUGAUGAAUGUAACGAAUGGGGCUGGGCAAAGGAUGAAUACGUGGACAACGACCAUUUUCCUCGCCAACUCUAUGUCCGCGAGGGACGUAGAAUGAAAGGCAAACAUAUCUUCACUGUAUAUGAUGCGUUGCCAAGUGAAAAUGGGCGACCUCCUAUUCAUCAUGACAGCGUAACUGCUAGUCAUUAUGCGUUGGACUCGCAUGCCGUGAGAAAGCGGGAGCCGGGCAGAGUCCACCUUGAUGGCUUCAUAAGUUAUCCUUGCGCACCAUACACCGUGCCAUACGGUGUCAUGGUUCCAGAUGCCCCAAUUAAGAACUUGCUUGCGCCAGUACCAGUGUCUGCAAGUCAUAUUGGCUUCUCUACGUUGCGAAUGGAGCCGUGUUGGAUGGCUCUUGGUCAAGCCGCUGGCGUUGCUGCUGCUUUCUGUUUACAAGAUGGAGUCGCAGCUGCUGAUGUUGAUGUAGCCAAAGUGCAGGAUGAGCUUUUGAAUCAAGAGGCCGUUUUAUUUCAUGAUCCGAAGAUAUGGGGGAGGGACAGCAAGGAGACGUUCAAAUCGAUACAGUUGGCGGCUUUAAGGGUGUAG
This is a messenger RNA of Venustampulla echinocandica, 1662 nucleotides long. RefSeq lists its product as uncharacterized. The transcript has a single exon. Lineage: Eukaryota; Fungi; Ascomycota; Leotiomycetes; Helotiales; Pleuroascaceae. The record is from RefSeq and is a predicted model, not a curated record. Bases 1 to 1662 code for a protein of 553 amino acids.